GUCAGGUCCCGGACGAGGAAGUAGCGGUAGGCAUUCAGGAGCAGACAGCGACGUGCGACUUGUUCGAUCCGAAGACUUCCAGAAACAACCCUGUCCGACACUAUGGCACAAGCAGACAUCGCGUUGAUCGGCCUGGCCGUCAUGGGCCAGAAUAUCGUUCUGAACAUGAACGACCAUGGCUUCGUGGUGUGCGCCUUUAACCGGACGGUGUCUAAGGUUCACGACUUCCUGAACAACGAGGCGAAGGGGACCAAGGUGAUCGGCGCGGAGUCCCUUGAGGACAUGGUCUCCAAGCUGAAGAAGCCGCGGAGGAUCGUCCUGCUGGUCAAGGCCGGCCAGGCGGUGGACGACUUCAUCGACAAGCUGGUUCCUCUUCUGGAGGCCGGAGACAUCAUCAUCGAUGGAGGGAACUCUGAGUACAGAGACACAACGCGCCGCUGCAGGAGCCUGGAGAAGAAGAAGCUGCUGUUUGUGGGCAGCGGGGUCAGCGGAGGAGAGGAAGGGGCCCGCUACGGGCCCUCUCUGAUGCCCGGGGGACACGUGGCGGCCUGGCCACACAUCAAAGACAUCUUCCAGAGCAUCGCCGCCAAGGUGGGCACAGGGGAGCCCUGCUGUGAUUGGGUGGGCGACGAGGGGGCGGGACACUUUGUGAAGAUGGUCCACAACGGCAUCGAGUACGGAGACAUGCAGCUGAUCUGUGAGGCGUACCACCUGAUGAAGGAGGUCCUGGGGAUGGAGCACGACGAGAUGGCCGAGGAGUUCAACAAGUGGAACAAGACCGAGCUGGACUCCUUCCUCAUCGAGAUCACCGCCAACAUCCUCAAGUUCCGCGACCCGACGGGCACCCACCUGCUGCCCCAGAUCAGGGACAGCGCCGGGCAGAAGGGCACGGGGAAGUGGACGGCCAUCUCAGCGCUGGAGUACGGCACGCCCGUCACCCUGAUCGGCGAGGCGGUCUUCGCCAGGUGUCUGUCCUCUCUGAAGGACGAGAGGGUGGUGGCCAGCCGCAGCCUGGCCGGGCCCUCGGGGGCCAAGUUCAGCGGGGACAAGGCCGCCUUCCUGGAGGACAUCAGGAAGGCCCUGUACGCCUCAAAGAUCAUCUCCUACGCCCAGGGCUUCAUGCUCCUCCGGCAGGCGGCCAAGGAGUUCGAGUGGUCUCUCAACUACGGAGCCAUCGCACUCAUGUGGAGAGGAGGAUGCAUCAUCCGCAGUGUGUUUCUGGGUAAGAUCGGGGAGGCCUUCGACCGCGACGCAGAGCUGCAGAACCUGCUGCUGGAUAAGUUCUUCAGCGACGCGGUGCACGAGUGCCAGGCCUCCUGGCGCAGGGCCGUGAGUGUGGGGGUCCAGCAGGGUAUCCCCAUGCCCUGCUUCACCACCGCCCUGUCCUUCUACGACGGCUACAGGCACGCCAUGCUGCCCGCCAACCUGCUCCAGGCUCAGAGAGACUACUUCGGAGCGCACACCUACGAGCUGCUGUCCAAACCCGGCCAGCACGUCCACACCAACUGGACCGGCACCGGCGGGAACGUGUCGUCCUCCUCCUACAACGCCUGAGGGCCGCCUCCCAGCGCGCCACGGGGGUCCAGAGCUGCCGCCCCAACGCUGACUGAUUUUAUUCCGGCUCUCGAACCAAACCGGGCCGCUCUCCGGGACCGCAUCCACCCCCCCGUCAUCAAACUGUAGGUUUUCUUAAAUAUUGUUGCGGUUUUAUUUAUGACCAAAGUGAAAUCCCGAGUCAUGCGUGUUUUCUGAAAUCAUAAGCUUGAGUUAAGGGCAUGUUCUGUUUGUGUGGUAACCAAAACACAGAUGGCCCCAGCGAUGUCCCCCCCCCCUUGCUAAACAAAGACUAGCUGGUUACCAGGCGGUGUUCACCAAUCAUGUAAGACCCCAGGGUUUACCAUGUUAACACUGGAUUAGGGUGAACCAUUGGAGUGAACUGUUUCAGGCUAAAUAAAGAAAUAAAUCCCUUUGUAAUAAGCUUGUUUGGUCCUAUCUGUCUUGGCAAGUGCUGUAAACGGGAUUAUGGAAGACGGGUUUUACCUCCAGUUAUAGCUUAGGGGCUAAAUACAGUGAGCCUCGUGUAAACUUACGAUAGACAAUCUAUAAAAAUAACCUGUUUGCUUACUACUAGACACAGAUGGUUUAACUAUGUUGUACAUUUAAUCUCAGCGAUGACUAUACAAAUUAGUACACAUGCAGGCUCUAAACAAAGGCACCCAGGUGAAAGCAUUUAGCCUCACAUGUCACGGUGUAAUUGUCCACUAGAUGGCUCUGUAUUAUUAAAUUUAUUACUGGUCGUUUAAAGAUAAUUUAAUGAAAGCAAAGCAUUGCUAUACUUAUUCAUGCGUCAUAGCCUACUUCAGUGGACCAAGUCCUGACGAACUUCCACCUUGCAAUAGGCUACUUAAACAAGCACAACUCUUUAAUACAUUUCAUUGGAGCCCACAGGUCACAUUUAAAUGUUUUAGUUCCCAAAUUAUGAUCUUGAAUAGAAGUUUGCAACAAUUCCAUUAUCCUAGAUAAAACCCAAACAUCAACUUGACCAGCAGGAAUACAUGCUUUCAAUUAAACCAUAGUUUAAAUACUAAUAAGAAUAUUUCCUCAGAUGAUAAGGCCAUUGAGUAAAGCAGCCCAACUGAUCAAAGUAAAGUUUAACAUUUCCUAAAAAAAAAAAGUCCUAGCAAAUCCAUUACAACCCGAUGCUAAUAAACCCACGUGACUAGCACGCCUAGACAUGCUUGACUUCCCCCGACGCGGGCUGGUUGUGACGCUCUACAAAUAUACACGUCUUCAAGCGCUCGAGCUCAAGGUGUAUUAUAGCACCACCUCCCGGCAAGGUGGGAGAACUACAACCUUGUAGACAAAUUGUAGUCCAAAGACCCAAGUCGUACACAGGCCUAUAAUGCGUCUCGGCCACACCGCUAGCACACUACACGGUAAUCUACAUUGAGAAAACCACAGGUUAAAAAUU
Messenger RNA from Gadus chalcogrammus (walleye pollock), 2971 nucleotides. RefSeq names its product phosphogluconate dehydrogenase (gene pgd). The coding region runs from base 103 to 1554 and encodes 483 amino acids. Gene Ontology annotation, cellular component: cytosol. Gene Ontology annotation, biological process: pentose-phosphate shunt; pentose-phosphate shunt, oxidative branch. The transcript has 13 exons. Gene Ontology annotation, molecular function: phosphogluconate dehydrogenase (decarboxylating) activity; NADP binding. NCBI's taxonomy places the organism in Eukaryota, Metazoa, Chordata, Actinopteri, Gadiformes, Gadidae. The record is from RefSeq and is a predicted model, not a curated record.